AUGAAGAUAGAGUUUAGUAUUUUUACACGAAAAAUAGCUAUAAUUAGCAUAUGUGUAUUUGCUAUAGCUGAUCGAUAUGCAAAGGCGUCCACUGAAAAGGUAGAGAAGACAGCGUGCAAUGAGAUAUGUAAGAAAGCAGAAGAAAGUAGAAAAUCGCUGUUUUUCAAGAGCAUUCCGAAGAAAGAUUCAGAGAGGGCAAAUAACAGCCUUUUAAAGCAAAAGGCGCUAAGAAAAAAGAAGAUUAAAGUGGAAACCUCGCUAGUGAAUGCUGCAGUUGAGAAAGAGAGUACAGAUCUAGAAAGUGCGAGUUUAAAUAAGCAAAACCCAGUAUGUGAAGACAGGGUGUGCACAAAGGACUUAGGAAAAAAACAAGAGAAAAAAAGCACUUCUUUUCUGAAAACAAAUGAAAAAGCUCCAAAAGAUAGUAAUGGCAACGGCAUAUUCAGCAUAGGCUCAGAAGAUGUGUCAAAUAGUAUUUCUGUUCGCAGCAGUAGUAAAGAGCUACAGCAAAAUAUGCAAGCACCUGAUAUGUAUGGAAUCGGCUCAGAUAUUAAAGCAGAAGAAGAAGCAGAAGAGAAAGAAGAAGAAGCAGAUAUUGUAAGUGAGUCCGUCCAGAAUUUGCACAUCAAUACCAAGAAGUUCACAAUGAACAUAAACAACCUACUAGAGACAAAAAAGUCAAUAGCGUCAGCUAGUGACGUAUGCAGUAAGCUGGAAGAAGAAAUAGAAAAGAUUGAUGUGGAAAUGGAAAAGGCUAUGGAGGAUCAUAUAAAAAAGCAUAAGGACAUAGUUCACAUACAUGAUAAGAUCGAAAGUUUUUAUAGCGGGCACAUUUCAAAAAUUCCACCUGGUAUAGAUGCAGAAUACGACGAGAUGAACAGUAAAAUUAGUAUAUUGCGUUUAGAGCUAGACGUUCUUUCAAGGAAAAAUGAAGAUAUAAAAAAUGUAGUAUCUGCACAGAUACUUAUGGUUGAUGAUGCAGAAUGUACUAAAAAUAGCUCAAGAAGAUGCUUUAAAAGAUUUAUAGCGCUACUGAAUCAGUUUAAUAAGACAUACGACAUCUUGCUUAAGAGCGAUCUAGUGUUUUUCAAAAUCAUGGAAGAUAAAGAGAAGGCUUUGUUUUUAGCAAGAACACGAGAGGAAGAGUAUGCAAAGAGCGCGGGAGAAGAGUGCGGGGAUCUGACAGCACUGAUCGAAAUGCAUGUACAGAACAAAGAGUAUAUAGAAAAGACUAUUAUUAUGAAAAAUAAUAUAAACUCUCUUCAUGCAGCCCGAGACUGCAAGUUGCUCAACCUUAUGGAAACCUAUAAAAAAUACUGCACAUUAGUGGAUGGGUUUAAAAAAAAGAAGGAUGUUUUAUAUUUCGCUAUUGAGGGAUUCUGCAAGGCAAUAGAAGUGCUGGAUGAGUAUGAUAAUGAAGCAGGAAACCAGAAACAAAACAGGUGGGAAAGCCUCUCUGCAUAA
Nematocida ausubeli is the source of this 1464-nucleotide messenger RNA. RefSeq lists its product as uncharacterized. The transcript has a single exon. Bases 1 to 1464 code for a protein of 487 amino acids. The record is from RefSeq and is a predicted model, not a curated record. NCBI's taxonomy places the organism in Eukaryota, Fungi, Microsporidia.